Molecule: messenger RNA, 971 nt
Organism: Capsicum annuum
Lineage: Eukaryota; Viridiplantae; Streptophyta; Magnoliopsida; Solanales; Solanaceae
Product: NAD(P)H-quinone oxidoreductase subunit U, chloroplastic
Exons: 5
Coding region: 154-804 (216 amino acids)
Cellular component (GO): NAD(P)H dehydrogenase complex (plastoquinone); chloroplast; chloroplast thylakoid membrane
Source: RefSeq, a predicted model, not a curated record
AAAUUUCCAUAACAUACAUAGUGUAUUAUACAAUACAUCGGAAGACAUCACUGGAAUGAUUGGUGCUGGAUUGCCAAUCCUUUUAUCUAAAUUAGUAAGAGUGUGUGAAGAAGGACACCAAAAAUAUGCAAGAAUAAUUAACAAGAAGAUAGGAUGGCGGCAACUUCCUAUAUUUACAGCCAAAAAAUCCCAACAAUUACAACUCAAAAUUCCGUACCUGCAAUUACCUCCAAUAUUCCUUGUUUUAUAAGUUGCCCAAAACAUAGCAGGAAAUUGGUUUUAAUAGUUAGAAACUCCAGUAGCGAAGCAGCUGCAGCAUCUAUAGGCGCAGAUGAAACAUCACCUGUUGAACUUCCACCAGGACCCCCCUCUAUUAUCUCUGCUCUUAAUGUUGAAAAAGCUAUUCUUGGCAUAGCAAUAACAGAUAUAGAUCACUAUGGAAGACUAGGACUUUCAAGAAAAUGUUCAUAUGCAGAGGUACCAGUAGCGUACAAGAAGAAGGUUGAAGAAGUUAUGAAUGAGGGAUUGGUAGAAGAAGAGCUUAACAAGAAACUUGAGCACCUAAAAGAAUCAUAUUCAAUUUUGUCAACACCAGACGAGAGAAGGCUGUAUGAUUGGAGUUUGGUAAGGAGUGAGACACAGGGUACUUACAAGUGGCCAUUUGAGGUUGAUAAAACUCCAGAGUCUCCAGGAACUCCUCCUCCUCAGGAACCAGAGGAUGAGGAACCAACGAUGUUGGUGGGAUAUUUCUUCUUAGGUUGGUUUGUACUAGCCGUCGUGUUAUCAAUUGCUUUUAACCUCUAGUAUAAGAGAAUUAAGUUUAUCCUAUACUAUGCAGAUUAUAUUCAUCUACAUGUAAUAUACUAGAUACGGAACGUCAUUACUGGAUAUUUGUUAUUUUUUAAUUUUUAUUUAUGUAAUACAGCUGAAAUUUAAACGAUCAAUAAAUUUUUUUUUUGUAUGAUUUUAAA